Molecule: messenger RNA, 2307 nt
Organism: Plasmodium vivax (malaria parasite P. vivax)
Lineage: Eukaryota; Apicomplexa; Aconoidasida; Haemosporida; Plasmodiidae
Exons: 10
Coding region: 1-2307 (768 amino acids)
Biological process (GO): transmembrane transport
Cellular component (GO): membrane
Molecular function (GO): transmembrane transporter activity
Source: RefSeq, a predicted model, not a curated record
AUGAACCACGGUGACGCGGCGAGCAGGGGGGAGUACGAGGCCCUGGUGGAGGGGGCAGACCCGAUGUGCAGCAGAAGCAUAGGGGCACAACACGAGUUGAGCAACUUGUACGCAAAUGACCUCACGGGAGGCAGCUUAAACCCUGGGGAGGGCCCAACUGGGGAAGUUCCACUGGGCACGCCCCUAACGUACAUCGUUGGGAAUGGAGCGGGUCACCUAGGAGACGAGCACAUGGGAAGGAGUCACCUUGGAGGAAGUCACCCCGGAGGAGGUCACCUCGCCGCAAAUCACCCCUCAGGGAGCCACACAAAAUACGACCACACUCCGGGAAACAAACGAACGCACACGGAUCACAAAUACGCCGCGUACUUCUGCGCCUACCUGGUAGUCCUCUCCAUCUGUAUGCUGUGCUACCUGUACCAUGGGAACUACGCGCGUGCACUGUAUGGGACCAACUACAAUGGGAAAAUCUGUGGGAGGGAUAUGAAGAAUCACUCCUAUUUGUACUUCCCCUUGUCUCCUAAGCUUCCCAAAAAGGAAAUACUAAAUAAAUAUGGGAAGUGCCUCGAGUCGUGUCCCACAUCCGAUGGGGCGAAACAAAUGAGGAGGGAAAAGGAUGGCGAAGGGGCAAACCGUGGCGACAAUGUACAGAAGAGAGAAAAGGCAACACAUGUUGAUGACCCCCCCUAUUCGUACUCCUCCCUUUUUGCGAAAACAAAGCCGAAACAAAUUGCGGACCAGCAGGGAAACAAAACAACCAACGUAGUGUAUAGCGAUUACACGAAAAGCGCAAACAACAAUCUGUACGUGGAAUACUCUCUCCUUUCUCCCUACUAUGAGACGGUUAACAUAAUGAACAUCUGCUUCCCAUUGGAUAAGGGGUUACGGGAGAAAGUUUUAAAUGUGGUGUUUACAGAUAGGUACAAGGUGUUUGUUAAUUUAUUUUCCUUUGCCAAUUCCUUCGCUUACGUAUUUCUUUUUAUUGUGUUUUCUCUCUUUUUGUGUUUUCUUUACGUGUGCUGUAUGUACUACGUGUCCUCCCUGACCCUGCACGUAGCGCUAUUCCUUUUCAGCUUUUCCAUGCUGUUUUUCCCCGUGUACUUUAUUCACAAGCAUUUGUACCUCCUGUUUCAUCCCAUCAAGGGAGCCUUUUUUUCGUACCACUAUGUAGUGUCCAUUUUUGUGUGCUUUGGCUUGCUGGCCCAUGGAGUUGUUUUCCUCUUCGUCUUGUACCUGUACAGAAAUACAUAUAAGUACACGCACAGGUUAAUCACUGUCGCUUUGGACUUCGUCAACAGUGUGUCCAAUCUGCUGUACGCGCCUUGCGUCGUUUCGGCUGCCUCGCUCGCCUGGUUUUUCCUGUGGAUGUGUGGAUACGUCUAUGUGAUGACGGCGGGGACGCUCCACGAGCAGAGGCUGAACUUGGAGCUGGACUCGAACGGAAACAGCGAGAUUGUCUCCCUGCAGAAGGUCUUCCACUACUUCAGGAGCUCCUACCUCUUUUCCAUACUCUGGAUAUGCACCUACUUCUUCGUGUGUGAAAUCCUGCAGUCCCUCAACCAGUUCACCAUAAGUUAUUUAGGGGCCGUCUGGUACUUCUGCGACAAGGACAGCGCGAACUACAAGCUCAGUGCCCAGGCCACCAUGAAGACAAUACUAAAUUACCACUUGGGCAGUUUGAUCCUAUCGAGCUUUAUCAACCUCUGCACCAAGCACCUGCGCGUGUUGUUCUUUUGGGCGAACAGCACUCUGUCCCUCCCCUUCUUCUAUAGCGAGUCGAUUUACAAGUUGAAGGAGCGAUUCGCUCUCUUCUUAAGACCCAUUUCGAAUUUAAUUGACACACACACGAUGGCUGCGUACUGCGAGAUCUCCAUGACGUCGUACCCGUACCUACUCGCCUGCAGCACGUCGUCCAAAAAGUUAAUAAACUCGACGUCGCCAGCGGCGUCUUUGCAUGGGAUAACCUACAUUGUUAACAUCAUAUUCCCGUGCCUCACAACCCUAGGGGUGACGUUUCUCUCGUUCAACAUUUUCAACAAUGUUGAGCGAUACGGCGAUUUGUUCUCCCCCAGCUUUGUCCCCAACCCGUUUUUCGCGGCACUCACGAUCGGAGUGCUGUGCGGGAUGAUAACCUCCCACUUCGUCACCACCCUGUCCACCCUCACGGACACCAUCCUCUACUGCUUCAUCUGCGAGUGCUACCAAAAGCAAAUGAUCGAUGAGAAUCCCCUGAGGACGGUAUUCACUCCGCCCCUCCUAAAGGAGUUAAUUUUGGAGAUAUACCAGGAGUACAGCGCCCGGCCGUGA